Messenger RNA from Chinchilla lanigera (long-tailed chinchilla), 747 nucleotides. RefSeq names its product regulated endocrine-specific protein 18 (gene Resp18). NCBI's taxonomy places the organism in Eukaryota, Metazoa, Chordata, Mammalia, Rodentia, Chinchillidae. The record is from RefSeq and is a predicted model, not a curated record. The transcript has 6 exons. The coding region runs from base 118 to 642 and encodes 174 amino acids. Gene Ontology annotation, cellular component: endoplasmic reticulum.
CUUUGCAGAUCCUGCUAGCUAGCGGGUGGAAAGCGACCGCCCAGCACAACCCCUCCGGCCUCUGUAGCUACUUUCACUGCGACUAAGGCGAGGGAGGAGCGCGAGGACCCCAGGAGAAUGCAGCGCCCACUGUGGUCUGGGGGAUCCGGGGGCCUCCAGCUGCUCCUCUGUUUCGUGCUGCUGAACAGCUGCCCAGGGUGCUGCAGCGACAUUAGUCCCCACGAUGGGCAAGGCCAGGCAGAAGUGGGGCAGCUCUGGCCCCUGAAAGGAUUUACUGCUCCAUUCUUCCGUCACCUACAAGUUCUACUCCACCAGCUUGUACCCCAAGGUCUGUUCUGGAAGGAUGACAUCGUUCAGGAUCUGAUGACCCAAAAUAUGGAGCACAUGAGCAGAUUCUACCCCCAAGGUCCACAUCUGAAGUGUGGGGAGGCAGUUCUCCCUCCUAAAACCACAGGAGUGAGGGGCAAGCAAGAGGAGAAACUUCGACUCUUAGUGCCCAAGAGCCCAAUGCCUAAAGUGAAUAGAGACCAGUGCUUUUCCUCCAAAGUGGUUUCAAAGACCCUGAAACAAGAGGUGACCAAGAAUGCCAGGGGCUUCUUUGGGCCAUUCCCCACAGUGGGCCGCAACCUGGUCGCUGAUUGAGACCUUGUGUGAAGCCUCUUCGCCCCAGUGCCCCCCUAUUGCCCUUCAGAGGGGCAGUUCUUGGAUGACUCAAGUCUGGACCAUUAAAAUGGAUUUUCAUGCAAA